UGAUGUAGGCUUGCACCUCCCUCUCUCGACGAGUAGGGCGCAUGCGGUGUAUCGGGAUUUUGCUAGCCUAGCUGUAGGAAGCUGUACCUCUCUGUGUGAAACGAUCAACCAAUAAGGCCUUGCUGAAACAUCGGUAACGAGCUAGCUAGGUCUCUCUCUCUCUCCAAUUCUUUGUUCUGUUAUAUUUUAUGUUAGCGGCAGUUCAGGUCGUUGUCUUUAUAGGUAGGCUAAUCCACAUAAAAUGACCGAUCAAUCAUCACUGUUGCUUCGAAAACAACUGGCAGAGCUCAACAAGAACCCAGUGGAGGGAUUUUCUGCCGGUCUCAUAGACGAUGAUAACAUCCAUCAGUGGGAGGUGGUUGUUAUUGGCCCUCAAGAUACAUUAUUCGAGGGUGGUUUCUUUAAAGCCUACCUGACCUUUCCCCAUGACUACCCACAUAGGCCUCCGAAGAUGAAGUUCAUCACAGAAAUAUGGCAUCCCAAUGUUGCAAAGAAUGGUGACGUGUGUAUCUCCAUCCUGCACGAGCCCGGAGAGGACAAGUUUGGCUAUGAGAAGCCUGAGGAGCGCUGGCUGCCCAUCCACACUGUAGAGACCAUCAUGAUCAGUGUCAUCUCCAUGCUGGCCGACCCGAACGGCGACUCACCCGCCAACGUGGACGCAGCCAAAGAAUGGAGAGAGGAUCCUUGCGGAGAGUUCAAGAGGAAGGUGGCUCGCUGUGUACGAAAGAGUCAGGAGAUGGCGUUUGACUAGGCCCCCUCCCCCACCAUUGCCACACACCCAAAUUUUAACAUCGGGAGAUGGAUCAUGUCACUCUUCAAUAAAGACUUUUGCACCAGUGCUCUGCUCUUAGGAAGAUGUGGAAUAAAAAGCCAGCCCUUUUUCUUUAGUUGUGUAAAUAGGGUUGUCUCAUUUCUUCUAUGUGGAGGAAAAAACAUCCCCUCGUGGUUAUUGCCCAGUUUUCACCUUAGACUUAUUUAUUUAAAUAAUUAUGACAACUCAAGAUGCAUGUUUUUGUUUUGAAGAGCUUAUUCUUUAUUUUCAACCUGCCACUGAGCCAUCUACUUUUGACUUGUCUCUUAUGCAAUUGGAGUUUGGAGCAAUUGUGGUCAUUGAAGAGAUACCAACCAACAAUGGCUUUCGUUGCCCCCGUUCUUUACCUAUGGAAGCCCAUUCCUUCCAAAGUGUUCUGCAAAGUCCUUUCUCUCAAAAGGGUUAAUACACUCUGCUGCCUUAAGUUGUUUCCCUGUAAUCUAAGGAAACUGUCUCCAGUGAUGUCUGUUUUCUUCAAUUUUUGAUCAAUAAUUUUUGGGGGAUAAACAAACCUAAGAAUAUUAGCAUGAGGAAAAUAUAAUAUUUUUUGUAAUAAAGAUCUCAGCUCUAAUUGUAUAUGUAAAUAUUAUGUACUGUAUAUCAGAUCUCAAGUUAUGUCUUUUGGUUUUCCCCUUCAUGUACUUGAUUUUCCUUGCUGUUAGUCUUGAUUUCCUUUGUAGGAUAUUUUUCAGGGACGUGUGUUCUGUGUCAUUUUUCCUUUACGUCUAUCCUUGUGAGUAAUUAUUUAACCUUUGGUCACCUGUUAACAUCUACAGAAAGAAAGGUAAUCACUUUUCAGAUGGUUGUCUUUUGUUUAAAAGUAGUUUGUGUAGUCUCAAGGAUGUGAAUAAGGCGAUGCCAGUUUUGGUUGAAUGUCCACACCAGUAUUGCCAUUUUCUCCUGUGGAAGCAGAUUACACUAGCCCUUUGCAACAGCACAAUUUCUAUCCACGAGAUGCUUGAGUGUUACGCAAGUUAUUCAUGCAAUGCAAAGAAUCAAAAUAAUGAAAGUGGUGAUGGAUUGUUAGAACAAGCAAUAAGACUUGUAGCUCAAUAGUUUAACUGAUAGUAAUACCUAUUCACCUGUGUGGAGUGAAGACUGGCAUGAGUUGUGAAAUCACAGGUUUUUACACCCACCUUGUUUAACUUGAGCCCAAUAAAGUUUUUAAAACAGUAA
Molecule: messenger RNA, 1987 nt
Organism: Salmo salar (Atlantic salmon)
Lineage: Eukaryota; Metazoa; Chordata; Actinopteri; Salmoniformes; Salmonidae
Gene: ube2g1
Product: ubiquitin-conjugating enzyme E2G 1 (UBC7 homolog, yeast)
Source: RefSeq, a predicted model, not a curated record